Molecule: messenger RNA, 2490 nt
Organism: Sphaerodactylus townsendi
Lineage: Eukaryota; Metazoa; Chordata; Lepidosauria; Squamata; Sphaerodactylidae
Gene: POLR1E
Product: RNA polymerase I subunit E
Exons: 13
Coding region: 446-1732 (428 amino acids)
Biological process (GO): nucleolar large rRNA transcription by RNA polymerase I; RNA polymerase I preinitiation complex assembly; transcription elongation by RNA polymerase I
Cellular component (GO): RNA polymerase I complex
Molecular function (GO): DNA binding
Source: RefSeq, a predicted model, not a curated record
AGACCCACGUCAAGGCGGAAGUGGCGGCAGGGAGAAGGAGGAGGGGGUCCUUCGGCAGGGGCUGCUGCUGCUCCCGCUGGAGGGUCGUCGUCGUCGUCGCUGGGGGGACUCUGGCCGCCCUCCCUCCCGCCUCCCUCGCGGGGCCUGAUGGACGGGGAGGGGCUGACCGUGGAGCAGCGCUCGGCUGAAUCCUUGAAGCAGCUGCUGGAGAGAACCUUAGUGAGCCCAGCCCCUUGCUCUGCAGACGCGGCAUCCCCGGACAAGCAUGUCGUCAUGUUGUAACACAAGCACUGCUUUGGGAGCAUUGUCUCUUUUAUUUGGAAAAAUGUUAGGGUGCCUCUCUGCCUAAGGCAGCUGACAAUUUUAAAAAAUUAAAUACAUUAAUUAAUAUCCAGAAUUACCGAAGCAAAGCAAAAAACUCCAUCCCAGCAGAAAAGCACAGACCAUGAAAACAAAGCUCUGUUCCACAGACAGACUGAGGCUCAGGGAAACUGAGCUCCUGGCCCAUCAUGUCUCUGCUGAUGGCACUGUUGCUAUCCACUGGGUAAAAAUAAGGUUUGCAAUUCAGUUUACAAAUGGGAAACUGAGGGAUUCUGACAGCGUGAAAUUCACCUUAUACAAGAGCAAUGAUGCCAGUAACCCCAGAAAGAAGCAAAGAAGGAUUUUGAACGCAGAGACUGACAGGCUUUCCUAUGUAGGAAGCAAUUUUGCCACCGACUCCCUGAGAUCCAACACCCUAUGCCGAUACUUUGUCGGGGUGCUUGACAAGGACUCUGGAGAAAUGGAAGUGUACAAUGCCGAGUUAUUCCACAUGCAGCCAUUACUUUCAGAUGACACAGCAGCUGAAGACUUGUCAGAAUAUUUGAACAAAAGUUACAGAGAGAAGAUGGAUAUGUGUAUCGAGGCCUUUGGGAGUAACAAGCAGCGGAGAGCUCUGAACUCACGGAGGAUGAAUGAAAUCCGGAAGGAGGUGCUGAAUAAGGCUGUGAUCAGCGCUGCAGAGAACAUUAUCGAGACAAAGGGCUUGGAUGCCAUCGUCAGUGAUGCUACAGAAGAUGAUAAAACAAACGUCUCCUUGGUCCUUCCUCCAUGCCAUGAAGAUGCUGAGAGGCUGGCAGAUGUCUACAAGUUUGAGGACAUUAUUUCGCCUGCUGAAUACGAGGCCCUGGAAGCUCCAGCUGCGACUUUUGUGAAGAUAACCUCGGAUGAAAUCCUGAAGUUGGCGGAAGAGAAAAGCUACUGUCCUUUCGUAUUGGAGGAACUGAAGUGUCUGCCAGUGGAUGAGAAGAAGCGUGACCACAAGGCCCGGUGCCUCUGGUUUCUGGAUAUGCUUGUCAAGCUGAGCUUGCAACGAACGGUUAAGAAGAAACAGCCAAUGGGGCCCGACUGCCCACAAAUCAUUAGCAGCAAGCUUGUGAAAAAUUUCACUGCACUGUCAUAUGGAAACGGCAGGAUUCAGAAUCUAGUUUCUCCUUCCAUGAAAGCGAAAAUAACUGCAUACGUCAUAGCCCUGGCCUUGCAUAUCAACCAGUUCCAAGUGGAUCUGACAGUCUUGCAGAGGGAUCUGAAAUUGCGGGAAAGCAGGAUUCUUGAUAUUGCCAAGGCCAUGAGGUUAAAGGUCACCAAGUGCAAAAGCCUGUCUGGAUGUGAGGAUCACAGACUGGGGACCCUCUGCCUACCUUUACCCGUUUACAAGAUGCCAAUAGGCCGGAGAAAACGCAAGAUGAAUUAAACGUCCACGAACACUCCCCGUUGAGAAUUGAAAGCCUUCAUUGUACGGGGCAAGAGAUACUGGAAGAAGUGAUCAACCUCAGGAGUUUUUCUUUUUCUUUUUUUAAGUCCAUGGCUCACUCUUCAUGGUUUGGGCUAUUGGUGACCAGGGAGAAAGAACUGGGUGGGUUUUUGCUGUUGUGAAGAGAGCAUAUUGUUUUUUCUCAUGGUCCAUAUUAACAACAGGAAGCCAGCAUAUAAGUUCCUUGCUUUAUUGAGUUUUGUUGCUGGUGAGGGCGACUGGGGGGCUCACACAAAUGUUCAUCACAAAUGUUCAUUUUAGUUAUUUGUAAAGUAAACAUGAAGACUAUUUGCCUCCCUGUUCAUGGUCAGGUAUCUCAGAGGUGGGCAGUUCGCAUUGGGAAAUGUGUGGAUAGAGAGAUGACCCCUGAGUUCUCAGGAGGUUAGGGUUCUGAAACUUGUAUUACCUGUUAUCCUUCCAUCUCUAAUGCUUUUGUAUCAUUUCGGCAAAGGAAGAGGUGACGAACAGAGAAGAAGCUCCAAGGGGGAUGGGAGUGCGUGACGCACCGGGUGCACACCCCUUUGGGGGUGUGGCGAGGGCAUUUCGGGGAGUGGGCGGGAGGAAGCACCAGUGCACCGGGCUCUUUUCCCCCUUGCUGUGCCUCUGAGCUGAGUCCUUGGAUCCAAAAGACUAAUAUCAUGCAUACAAUUUCUACUCCACCGCUUUUGAAGAAGUAAAAUCCCCCCUUCCUUUCUGAA